Molecule: messenger RNA, 732 nt
Organism: Paecilomyces variotii
Lineage: Eukaryota; Fungi; Ascomycota; Eurotiomycetes; Eurotiales; Thermoascaceae
Product: oxidoreductase
Exons: 5
Coding region: 1-732 (243 amino acids)
Source: RefSeq, a predicted model, not a curated record
AUGGCUGCUAAGGCAAUCGCGAUUGUCGCUGGUGUCGGCUCCGGCACCGGAGCGUCCAUUGCCAGGAAGUUUGCCAAGUCGUAUCCAGUUGUGCUGCUUUCCAGGAACCCAACUAACUAUCAGCCUAUUGUUGAGGAGAUCAAUGCUGCUGGCGGCAAGGCGGUUGGAUUCAGCACCGAUCUAGCGGACCUCAAGAGCGUUCAGAGCACCUUCGACAAGAUUGCAAAAGAGUUCCCCAGUGCUCUGCUUGCUGCUGCUAUCUUUAACCCUGGUGGAGGCUUUGUACGCAAGCCAUUCUUGGAGUUGACGGAAGAGGAAUUUCUGUCCGGAUUUGAGAGCCAAGGAAAGGGCGCAUUCAACUUUUCGCAGGCCACUCUUCCGUUGCUCCUCAAAGCUACGUCUCUGGAACACCCACCGUCGCUGAUCUUCACUGGUGCUACCGCUAGUGUCCGAGGCUCUGCCAACUGUUCUGGAUUUGCCAGUGGAAAGUUCGCGCUUCGAGCGCUUUCUCAGAGUCUAGCUCGAGAGUUCGGACCGCAAGGUGUCCAUGUUAGCCACGUCAUCGUGGACGGAGUCAUUGAUAUUCCCAGGACCAAGUCCUGGAAGUUCGACCAUCCCGAUGCCAAGAUUAGUCCGGAUGCUAUCGCCGAUUCAUACUGGUUCUUGCACACCCAGCCCAGGACGACGUUCGCAUUCGAAGUCGACUUGCGUCCUUACGUUGAAAAAUGGUAA